This is a messenger RNA of Paramecium pentaurelia, 4064 nucleotides long. The record is from the annotation of a GenBank genome assembly. Lineage: Eukaryota; Ciliophora; Oligohymenophorea; Peniculida; Parameciidae.
AUGAUAAGUCGUGACACUGGGUUCUAGGAUCUGGAGAGUGGAAUUUAGAGUAAUAAUUUAUCAUCAGGAUAAUUGGUUGAUUUGGAUUAAAACAGUCCAAUUAAUGGAUAAUAAUUAGAUCCAACUUUAGAGUUUUCUUAAUUAUAAUAACUUGAAGCUCUGAGAAUGAAAAGAGAUAUUUUUGAUAAUAAGCAUAAACAAGCAUUAAAUUUAGGAAAUAAAUCAGAUAUAAAUGAAGAAGAUUGUUUAAUUAGUAAUUUCAGGUAAGAAAUGUCUAUAAAAUAGUGGAAAAAGAAGUGAACCAUAAGGAUCAAUUAGUUCUAUAAGUUGUAAUUUAAAGAAGCAAAAGCCUGUAACUUCUAAACCUCCAAAGCAAAGGUCAAAUAAAACAAUUUAGUUCUAAUAAAAAUUAGAGUAAGAUGAUUUUGUAAUUGGAUCACCAAAAAAUCAAAGUGGUACUAAUAUUUUAGGAAUAAAAUCUGAUGCUAAGAUAGUAAAAUAUUAAACAUUUGUUUAAUAAUUGGAAGAAGAGUAAGAGUAAAAUGAGAAAUAAAAAAGAGCAUAAAUGCAUCAUGAUACAUUGAAACAAUAAUCAUUAGUUUUGAGAGGGAAGAGUCGAGAAAUGAAAACAGGGUAUUGACAUUAAGUAAUUAGAAAGAUUAAAUGAAGUUUGGUCAUAGAAAGCGUUAAUUAUAAUAAGAUUAGUAUCUCGUUUCAUAUAACAAUUAAAGACCAAAACAGAAAGAAUAAAAUUUAGAUUAAUAACUUAAAGAAUAUUUGAAGUAAUUUGCGAUAAUAGUGCAAAUUUUGAAUAUAUGUUAAUAAAUAGAUUAAUCAAGUAGAAACCAAGUUUAGGAUUAGUAAUAUUCCAUCAUUUUUCAAGUCGAGCUCUAACAAUAUUAAAUACAAUAGAAUAUAUUAAUGAUUUUCUGAGUAAAUAUAUUAAAGUCAUAAAACCUGAUAGUUUAUUUAAGAUAGUUUGGGAUAUUAUACUAUUAUUAUUUAUAGUGGUUAAUAUAUUUUAUAUUCCAAUUUAUAUUAGUUUUGAUGUUAGAUCAUCUGGUUUAUUUGAAUGGAUAUUUGAUUUAUUACCCUCAUGGGUAUUUAUUGCAGAGAUUUUAUUAAAUUUUAAUACAGCAUAUUAUGAUAAGGGAUUAAUGCAUGAGGACAGAAAAUAAAUAAUGAAACAUUAUGUAAAAGGUAAUUUUUUUUGGGAUAUAAUUGUUGUAAUCCCAUUUUUGAUAUCUUAUUUGGAUAUACCAUUUGUUAGAUAUACUUUAUUAUUAAGACUUACAAGAUUAUCACCAUUAAUGACAAGUAUUGAAGAAGUACUCAAUUUAGAAGUAUAUAAUUAAUCAAUUAAAUAAUAGGAUAGUCUUUAAAUUGUUCUAGAUUUAUUAAAAUUGAUCUUUUUUCUAUUAUUAACUGGACAUUUUUGUGGAUGUGCUUGGCAUUGGGUUGCAAUAAUUGAAUAUUAAGAUUAUGGAUAAGAAUUAACUUGGCUUACUCGUUAUGAACCUGAUGCCAUGAAUUAUGAAUGGUUUGAUAGAUAUAUUAUUUCUUUAUAUUGGAGUGUUAUAACUACUGUUACUGUAGGUUAUGGUGAUAUUGUACCAGUUACUACAGUAGAGAGAGUGUUUGUUAUUGUAGUAACUUUGUUAAUUUGUGGAGUCUUUGGUUAUUGCUUAUCUAAUAUUGGAAAUAUAUUUAAAUAAAUAACAGAUAAGAAAGCUGUCUAUAAAUAAAGAAUUAGAGAAAUAAAUUAACAUAUUAGAAAGAGAGGGCUAAGUUAUAAUCUCCAAUUAAAAGUAGAUAUAUUUAUAUAAAUUCUUAGGUUAAAAAGUAUUUUGAAUACUUUCUAAAAGUUAAGUAGGAAGAAGAUCAACAUGCAGAACAAUUUAUAGAACAAUUAACUAAACAUUUAAGAGAAGAAGUCUUAACUGAUAUAUAUAGUAAAACACUCAAACAAUCCAGAUUUUUAAGAGAAAAUUUUAGUGAAGAAAUUCUUAAUCGAUUAUGUUAGAUAGUAAAAGAAACCAAAUUGUAUCCAGAAUAAGUACUUUUUUAAAGGAAUGACUCUCCUAAGGCAUUAUGGUUUGUUUUGUCUGGAGCAGUUGAGUAUGUUGCUGAUCAUUAAAGUAUAUUAAAUCAUUAUAUCCUCUAGAUGAAGAUGAACAUUAUUAUACUGAAACAUUCUUAAAGAAAUUAACUCAAGGGUACUAUAUAUGAAAUUAUGUAUUAUUAGAGCAGUUAUUGGUGAAAGAGAAUUCAUAUCUCAAACUCCAUAUGAAUAUAAUGCAAGAGCUACUAAAUUUACUUAAUUAUUAGUUGUAGAGUAUCUAUAUCAAUAUUAUUGAUUAGUUAUUAACAAUUCUAUUUAAUAUUAUAAGAAAAUAAUGAUGAAUUUGAGAAGUAUUGUUUAGCAAAAGAUAAUCUAUUGUUUAAUAGUAAUUAUAAAGCAUUCGGAUAAAUUUGUGAAAUUUGUGGAUGGACUCAUCGAUUUAUUUAGUAAAUCUAUAUAUUAUCAUAUAGAUGUCCUUUUGUGUUUUUAUAACCUAAUAAAAACAAAAUAGCAAGUUCCUUUGUUUCAACUAAAACUAAUAAAAGAUUAUCAUUUCCAUAUAGGACACUUGCUAAAACGAAUUGGAGAAAUAAUAUGCCUGAAGUUUAAGAAGCUGCAUUAGGUUACAUAGUAUUAAAUAACAUCAUACCAGAAAAGUAAUUAAUUUAUCAUCAUUCAAGAGAAAUAAAUGAUAAUUAUCUCGUUAAUUUGGGUUUUGAACUAAAUGAGAGGGAUGAAGAACCCUCUAAAAUAAUACCCAAUAAAAAAAACUCGAUGUCCAAAGAUCCAAAACUCUUAUCUCAAUAUGAUAACACACUUCAAUAAUAACCUAUUUAAUAACCUUCUAUCUAAACUGUCUUAUAAGAUUAAAAGUCAUAAAAUUAGACUGCAAUAUUUCAUAAAGAUGGUUAAAAGGUUAAUUUAACAAAUGUAAUUUGUAUUUUUAAUAUUUUAGGAAAGCUUUAUAGAUUGGGAUUAAGGUAGUUAAUUACGAAGAAGCAUGAAUAGAAUUAAAUUUUAAGGACUUGAUAGAGGAAGAACACUUUAAUCAAUUAAGGGUAAAUAACAUCAUUAAAAUAAUGGAGGAGGAGUAGAUAUAUUGGAAGAAUCUAUGAUUGAAGAGGAACUCAAAAUUUAAAAUACAAAUAUUGGAUCAUAAAAAUUUAUUCACAGUAAACUUAAAAUGGUGAAAAGUAAGCAUAAUAAUCAAAAUCCAAUCGGAAUAAGAAAAGUAUCAUGGCUUGAAUUUGAUAGUGGACCACUUUAACAUUAAGGUUUGUAAAUAUAUAUAACUUUUUUAGAUGGUAAAGCUGCCUAAUAGUUAUUUAAUAAAUAAAUUAGUAAAGGAAGUGAAACCAACUUUGAUUAAUCUCCUCCAAUAAAUUAAUAAGAGAAUGAUAUCAAAUAAAGAAUUGAAGCUAGAGAAAAUAGUAUAAUUUCUAAAAAAACAAAUAAUAAGUAAUAAUAAUUAUAAUUUUUUAGUAUUGAUAUAACAAGAAGAAAAAAAAGAAGAAAAACUACUUAACUUUUAUAAUUCUUUUAAGGUAUGGAUAAUGGAGAUACUAAAUCUACAAAAAGAGUUGAAAAAAGUAUAUUAGGAAAUGAUGUUUACAGUUCUAGUGUAUAUACAACUGGAGGACCAAGUAAUACUGCAUUAAUGGAUUCGAAUAAUAAAGAUAAUAAUAAUGCAGAAAAUAAUAGUGUACAUGUUGCUCAUUCAUUUGAUGGUAUUUAGAAAAGAAUCUAAGAUAUUGUUCAUGUUCAUUUUGAAAUGGAUUUGGAUAGAUAUAAAUCAUCUAAAUUUUAUUUCCCUGAUUAUAAUGUAGAAGUAGUAUUAUAAAAAAUCUCUGUAUAUUAUGAUAAAGUGAAUGAUAAAAAGUUUGACAUGAGAGAAAUGAAAAGAACAAAAACUAAUCUAACUCUAUUUGAUAGAAUUAGAUAAGCAAAAAAUCCAACUAUUAGAGGAAGUUUUGUUGAUAAAUCCCUUUAAGAUAAUGAUUGA